AUGAAGCCAGUGGUAGCCUCUGGUAAGGCUUGGUUCUGUACAGUAGUGUCUGCAUUUGGGAUCGUCAUCCUGUCGGUUAUUGCCCAUUUGUUCAACGUUGGCCACGAAUCAUUCGUUGGGUCUAUAAACGAUCCAGAGGACGGAAAAGCUGUGGCCAAAACAGUGUCAAUCGCCGUUUUGGUUUAUGUUGCGUUCUUCGUGUUCUGCGGUUCCCAAAUUUGGCUGGCCAAGAAAAGCUCUUCUAUCGAGCUGCGUUGA
Messenger RNA from Lachancea dasiensis, 258 nucleotides. The record is from the annotation of a GenBank genome assembly. NCBI's taxonomy places the organism in Eukaryota, Fungi, Ascomycota, Saccharomycetes, Saccharomycetales, Saccharomycetaceae.